Molecule: messenger RNA, 360 nt
Organism: Lodderomyces orthopsilosis Co 90-125
Lineage: Eukaryota; Fungi; Ascomycota; Pichiomycetes; Serinales; Debaryomycetaceae
Gene: RPS20
Product: 40S ribosomal protein uS10
Exons: 1
Coding region: 1-360 (119 amino acids)
Biological process (GO): translation
Cellular component (GO): ribosome; cytosolic small ribosomal subunit
Molecular function (GO): structural constituent of ribosome; RNA binding
Source: RefSeq, a predicted model, not a curated record
AUGUCUGCCCCAAUCAACAAGGAAAAGUUAGAACAAGAACCAGAACAACAAAUUCACAAAAUCAGAAUCACCUUAACCUCCACCAAAGUUAAGCAAUUGGAAAAUGUUUCUGCUAACAUCAUCAAGAACGCUUCUCAAAGCAACAUCGUCAAGAAGGGACCAGUUAGAAUGCCAACUAAGGUUUUGAAAAUCACCACCAGAAAGGCUCCAAAUGGUGAAGGUUCCAAGACUUGGGAUGCUUAUGAAAUGAGAAUCCACAAGAGAGUUAUUGACUUGCAAGCUCCAGCUGCUACUGUCAAGAAGAUCACUCAAAUCACCAUUGAACCAGGUGUAGAUGUUGAGGUUACCAUUGCCGCUUAA